Molecule: messenger RNA, 1413 nt
Organism: Puccinia triticina
Lineage: Eukaryota; Fungi; Basidiomycota; Pucciniomycetes; Pucciniales; Pucciniaceae
Exons: 9
Coding region: 1-1413 (470 amino acids)
Source: RefSeq, a predicted model, not a curated record
AUGACUACCGACCCGUCCUUCAGCCCGGAAGAAUUGUUUGAUACCAUAUGUCGAUUCAUUAUCCUACAUCAAACGGCACCUUCCAUCGAAGCGCGAGUUGCCGCGUUCAUCGUAAGGCACACGCCCAGCUUCGCGGUGCGGGUGAUGUUUUGCUUUAUCGCUGUGGUAAUGAUUUGGGUAAUUCUUAUUUGUUGUGCUAGCAUACUUAUCAGAUGGCGCAAAGGUACGCUGUGGUUCGUACGAAGUGUUCACAAACGCGACGGUGCAUACUUCACCCCACAUGUGGGCUCCAUGUUUGCUUUGACUUCGAUCUUUUCAGCUCUGGGUAUCGGACUUCUCAUCCUCUAUGAAAUAAACUUAUGGGAUGGCAAGGUUCUACCCAACCCUUUAAUCAUACAAACUAUGGUUUGGUACCCUGUCUGGCUAGGAAGUUUCUGUAUGGUUUGGGGGGCCGCUAUUGCUGCCUUAAGUUUGUUCAACCAACCUGAGGUUAGGAAUAGCACUCUCGGGUUAGAAAACGUGAAAACGAUUCAGAUGUCAUCCAGAAUAUGGAACUGUCUGGUGCUCGGCCUGCCCUUUCUGGUUUCCUCUGCUCUCAUCACCUCCGAUGUUUAUGCGAAUACAAUCGCGAACAAAUUGCAAGCUAGGGCACGGGAAAUUUUCGUCCGGAUGGAAAGUUUGAAAAUACUCGCAUCGGACUCCCAGCAAUGCUUCCAGAGCCCACCUCCAACAAGCACACCGACCUUCUCUUCGGUGUCUGAUCUCUUCCCACUCUUGCUCGACUUGCAUCACGAUUCCCUAAACCUGACCAGCAGUAUGCAAAUCAGCUUUGCAUGCUGGUCACUAGGCGGAAUCAUCAAUUUUUUGAUCUGGGUACCAUGUUUUAUCAUUCAGCUCAAAAUAUUUAAAAAGCAGGUGGACGAUGAAAACUACUUCAGUCCGCAACCGCCGAGCGAUAAGCCCUCACCCCUUCAAAUCAGCCUGCCGCUAGAGCUCAGUGGUAAUCCUGUCGUCCAUCUCGACUCUCCUAACCCUGCUCAACAUGGCCAACUACGCUCGAAACAGCCCAGGAAGCGAUCACAGACAAGUAUUAGCAAGAAUAACUCAUAUCGGGCCUUGAUUUUCAGUUCGCUUUCUUACACAAUUGUCACUCUGGGGACACUUUGCUUGACACUUUGGGGUGUGAUCUCUCCAGACGUCGUUUUGAAGGAUGGAAAGGUCCGAAUGCGGUUCAUUGGUAUCCUUCUAGUCCUUUUUGCGUUUUAUGGGGUUUCUAUCAACCUGGGAAUUUUGUAUCAAGCUUGGUCGACUUCCAGGGAGCUCUCAAAGAGCACCAAAUCAACCACAAAGAAAGCCAAACAAUUCCACUUUUCAUUCAAGUCGCUCAGACACAAAUCCGAAGAAACCGCUUGA